Molecule: messenger RNA, 1272 nt
Organism: Arctia plantaginis
Lineage: Eukaryota; Metazoa; Arthropoda; Insecta; Lepidoptera; Erebidae
Source: the annotation of a GenBank genome assembly
AUGGAAAGCUUUACCUUACCUAUCAUGCGGGUAAGGUCUUUCUACACAGGUCGUCAACUCACUGAGGCCAAACGUUUAUGUGAAAAUAUCUAUACUGGUGGACUUAAAGCAGUAAUUUCCUUCAAGGUAAACUGUUACACCAAUCUCUGUCCGGAAUCAGUUAAUAUGAAGGUAGCUACUCUGAUUAUGGUGCUGAACUUCGUAUUAACGGAAUGUAUCAAUGAUGGAUCCAUUCCUGCCCACUCUGCUUAUAACUAUCUUAAGAAAAUAUCGAUUCCUGAAGCGAAUAGAAUUCGAAAAGUGGAAGAGAAAUACAAUAGCCAGCAAAGGAUUGUUGGUGGAGCCCCAGCUGAUUAUGGGCAAUACCCAUAUCAGGUUGGUCUUGUUUUAUCUAUAACUAAUCUGACUGGAGUUGGUGCCUGUGGUGGUACAGUCUUAAGUGAAAAUAGAAUCCUCACCGCUGCCCAUUGUUGGUUCGACGGUGUAAAUCAAGUCUCGAAAGCUACUAUCAUUCUUGGAUCAGUUUUCCUGUUCUAUGGAGGUGUUAGAACUGAAAGUAGCUUUGCGGUUACCCAUCCAAAUUGGACCCCCGUGCUGGCGCGCAACGAUAUCGCUGUGAUAUACUUACCUAACUCUAUAUCAUUUUCAAGAUACAUUGCACCGGUUGCACUACCCUCUGGUGAUGAGCUAAAUGCAGAUUUUGUUGGUGCUAUCGCGAUUGCCAGUGGCUUCGGUGUUACAAAUGACAAUGAUAUUGCUGUAGAUUCGCCAAUUCUGAAUUUCGUCCACUUGAACGUUAUUGAGAACGAAAUCUGCGAAAUGAUAUAUCCUCUUGUGGUCCAAUCAACGAACAUUUGCACCAGCGACAAUAACGGUGGAAGUACUUGCCGUGGGGAUUCUGGUGGCCCUCUUGUUGUUGAACGAAACGGAAGAAGUGUUAUAAUCGGUGUGACUUCGUUUGGAUCCAUAUUAGAUGAUAUUGCUGUAGAUUCGCCAAUUCUGAAUUUCGUCCACUUGAACGUUAUUGAGAACGAAAUCUGCGAAAUGAUAUAUCCUCUUGUGGUCCAAUCAACGAACAUUUGCACCAGCGACAAUAACGGUGGAAGUACUUGCCGUGGGGAUUCUGGUGGCCCUCUUGUUGUUGAACGAAACGGAAGAAGUGUUAUAAUCGGUGUGACUUCGUUUGGAUCCAUAUUAGGUUGUCAAUUAGGUUUACCUAGUGUAUUUGCUCGCGUCACGUCUUACAUUACGUUUAUUCAUGAUAAUUUAUAA